AUGUUCCGCCGACGUUCGGGCACCUUCCCCCAUUCCUACCCCGUCGAGAUUAUACUGGCCAUUGUCAGAUAUCUUCCCUCCCGAGAUGAUAUUGCCAGCCUCUCCUCCGUCUCACACUACCUCCGCGCCGUUCUCAGCCCUCUAGCAUUCCGUUGCAAGCUCACGUACCAGCUCUGCAGUCUCCAGCUCGGACCGAUUAUACACGGGACGCAGGACAGCCUGCACGAAUGGUGUAUCUGCAUGUGUCCUCCAGCCAUCAGGCCCCAUGUGACCGACAUAGUCCUAAGCCUUAACCACCCUUAUCGCACACGUUUCCCCUACGACUCCUCCAUACAUGCGAACAGCUUUGAGGGGAUACGCUCACUGAGCCUCCUCUUCAUCCGCGAGCACGGCGAUUUCAGAGGCACCGACCGCAACCUGGCCCGUCGGGAGCUCUUCGACCGGGCCAUGUCCUGGGUGGGCAAGAGCUGCAGGGAGUCCCUCUCACCCGACUCCCUGACCAUUGACGGGAUCGACCUCGUGCACGCGUCCUUGAAGCUCGUUGCCAUCGAGGCGUCCCAGCGACAAUCAUGCGACGAUGCCACCGCCCGCCUCCGCCAGUUCUUGGAGACCUGGGUGCUCCCUGCCACGUCCGUGGAGAAGCUGCAGAUCUUGUCAGAGUUCUACAUGCGGCCCAAUCUCCGCUACACCCCCCGGGGAGGUGUGCACUUCAAGCACCUCCGCGAGCUCUCUUUGUCGAAAAUCAUGUUCUCGCCAACCAUUGGCCCGGACUUUAUCGAGGAGCUGAUACUAUCCGAUGACGUUUCGGCCACGCUCGAGAAGCUGACACUGACACGGUGCCCCAUCUGCCAUUCCAUCUUCUCGGGCGGGGAAAGAACGUGGGCCUUUAUCCUCACGCGUUUCGCAACAAGAUUGAAGCGGUUGAAGAUGUUCCGGGUGGAGAAGAAGCUUGGGUAUAAGAUGUUGUUUGGUGGGCAUAGGUUCGGCUUUCUCCAUAAGCACGCCGAGCGGUGGAUUAUGAGUACUAAUGAGGUGUAUCUGGCGGAUGCGGAGGCGCUUCUGCAGUUGUGGAAGAAGAUUGGACAAACCCCGAGGUUUACCGAUCAAAGGAGAUUGAUGCAUUUCUUUGACUAA
This is a messenger RNA of Morchella sextelata, 1134 nucleotides long. RefSeq lists its product as uncharacterized. NCBI's taxonomy places the organism in Eukaryota, Fungi, Ascomycota, Pezizomycetes, Pezizales, Morchellaceae. The record is from RefSeq and is a predicted model, not a curated record. The coding region runs from base 1 to 1134 and encodes 377 amino acids. The transcript has 3 exons.